GUCAAUCGUUCGUGCUACAUAUGCAGCCAUUUUGUCAUCAAAAGAAACAAGACAUUGAAUUCAUAUGUAAGCACGUAGUAUCUGGCAGAGUUUUUCAUUCGUUUCCUAGAAAACAUACGUGCAUAACAAAUCAUAAGUAACUAGGUAUAGGAAGUAGUUAUAUAGGCUUAAACAAGCGGAAUCUCUUUUCUGAGAUUACUUAUUUACGCGCAUCUUUAAAAAACCAAGUCUCAUCGUUAGGUUUUUUUUCUUGGUGAUUCAAACUCAAGCAUCUUUACUGACAAUAGACGUCUUCUUUUCCCUUCCUCCUCUCUCUCUACCCUUUCCUUUUCUACUGCAACAAAAGAAAGUCUGUUCACACACACACUCUCUCUCUAUGCCUCAACAACAAGCACCUGGUUCACCACUAUCACCACUAUCUCCUCCUUCCCCUUUCCAGCCUUUAUCUUCUACACCCAUAACAGAUCAAAAAACCAUAUACGAUGUUAUUUAUUCAACCAAAAACCCUUCAGACUUCUAUGGACCUCAUCAACUCAUCAACUCUGGUGCUUGUCCUCAUCUCGCUAAGCUAAAACAAAAGCUAAGAGAAGAAGGCAGUGCUUGCCCACAAGAUAAUAUCCUGGAAAAUUAUCGGGCUUUAGUCCGGUAUUCUAUUUUAUGGCAUAAAAGCAGAAAAUCAGCACAUUCAGACAACAAGAGAAAAAGACAGGUUAAAGAGCUCCCAUUGCCUCAAUGUACUACUUGUUCUGAUCCAUUAUCAAGACUACAUGCAUGUCUUCAUUGUGUCUAUUUAGGUUGUUGGCGGAAGGGACACAUGAAGGAACAUCAAGCAGAAAAGAAACAUAUCUUUGCUAUGGAUUUUGAUCGACAUACUAUUUUUUGUAGUGAAUGUGAUGAUUAUGUUUAUGAUAUAGAAAUUGAUGAAAAGAUUGCUCGACAUGAAUUGAUUACAAAAUCAAGAAACAAAAAGCAACGCAUUCAAUACACAUCUUGGGAACCAACAAACCAAGAAAUACCUACUCUUGUCCGUAAUUCAGCCAUUAUUUCUUGUCAAGGUAUUCGUGGGCUUUGCAAUAUGGGCAACACAUGCUUUAUGAAUGUCAUUCUUCAAAGCUUUGUUCAUAAUCCCCUAUUAAAAGCUUAUUUUCUAAGCGAUCGACAUAACCCUAAACACUGCCAAAAAAGAUACUGCAUGUGCUGUGAAAUGGAUGAUUUGUUUGCUCAGUUUUAUUCGGAUGACAAGAAACCUUAUGGUCCUUGUCGAUUCUUACAGUCCAUGUGGAUGAGUCUGAAGGAAUUAGCGGGCUAUGCUCAACAAGAUGCUCAUGAGUUCUUUAUCAGUGCUUUAAACAAUAUUCAUGCAGGAUGCGAAGAACAAAAACUAGCUAACUGUGAAUGUAUUAUCCACAAGACAUUUGCUGGUUUGCUGCAGUCAAAUGUAACAUGUCUUCGUUGUCGCAAUGUUACUACGACGUGCGAUCCUAUGUUGGAUAUCAGUUUAGGUUUGAGGCCUGUAGAAAAAAAGAAACAGAAAGCUCUGAAUGUUCAAAAUGAAGUGGCUAAUGGUCAUAGUAGUAAGCUUCUAGGAGGCCAUUCGAAUCCAAUAGACAAAAAUGGUAGAAGAUUUAGUAAUGAUGAUCCAGUCAGAACAAGCAAAUAUGGAAAUACGCUACUGGAUUGUUUAGACAGAACAAGAUAUACACAGCCUGAAAAAUUAGGACCCAAUGAGUAUAGUUGUAGCAAAUGCGGUAAUACGUUUCAGGAAGCAACAAAACAGUUAUCCAUUAAACGCAUACCGCCUGUACUAAGUAUCCAGUUCAAGCGUUUUGAGCAUGGUACAUCUACGAGUAAAAUUGAAACCAAGAUCAGAUUCCCUGUCGAACUUGAUUUGACACCUUAUACAAGUAGUAAAAACAAAGACAGUGACAAUGUGUAUACUUUGUUCUCUGUUGUCAACCAUCAAGGCAAGGUAGAUACAGGCCACUAUACCAUGUUUGCAAAACAUAGAAAUGAGUGGUUUAGAUUCGAUGAUCACAAUGUUACUGUGGCAUAUCAAAAAGAAGUCCUUGAUAGCAAAGCGUACAUGUGCUUUUAUGUUAAGAAAUCUUUGGAAUAUGAAUCAGAUCCUUUCCAAUUCAUCUAAUAAAAGAAGCAUUGAAUAGUGAAUAUGUAUAAAAU
Gilbertella persicaria is the source of this 2178-nucleotide messenger RNA. RefSeq lists its product as uncharacterized. Gene Ontology annotation, molecular function: zinc ion binding; cysteine-type deubiquitinase activity. Gene Ontology annotation, biological process: protein deubiquitination. Lineage: Eukaryota; Fungi; Mucoromycota; Mucoromycetes; Mucorales; Choanephoraceae. The transcript is spliced from 11 exons. Bases 377 to 2143 code for a protein of 588 amino acids. The record is from RefSeq and is a predicted model, not a curated record.